Molecule: messenger RNA, 1115 nt
Organism: Medioppia subpectinata
Lineage: Eukaryota; Metazoa; Arthropoda; Arachnida; Sarcoptiformes; Oppiidae
Source: the annotation of a GenBank genome assembly
UGGAAUCCGGGUUUACUACUCGUCGAUCACAUCCACUUCCAAUACAACGGCAUUUUAAGCGCUUUACUCCUUCUCUCCAUCGCUAGGAUUAUACAGAAGCGAGAGAUUGAAUCCGCCUUUUGGUUCGCAGUACUACUCAAUAUGAAACACAUCUAUGUCUACAUUAGUCCCGCAUUUUUUGUCUAUUUAUUGCGAAACUAUUGUUUUGAUCGACACUUGAAUUUUAAAGCCAAGAAUUUUGCCAAAUUAGCGUUAAUAGUAUCGCUUGUAUUCGCCGCUAGUUUUGGCCCAUUUCUGGUUUUGGGACAAUUCUGGCAAUUAAUGUCCCGAUUGUUUCCAUUCAAACGAGGUUUAAGUCACGCCUAUUGGGCGCCCAAUUUCUGGGCACUUUAUAACACUGUCGACAAAGUGUCGGGUGUUUUGCUAAAAGUCAAACCAAAUGCAAACUCCUCGAUGACAUCGGGACUCGUCCAACAGUAUGAGCAUCAGGUGCUCAUCACUAUUACACCGAUCAUGACGUUUGCUUUAGUCGUUAUUUCAAUUUUGCCAUCAAUGCGUUUGUUAUGGCGAAGAAGUCACCAGAACUACUCUCAGAUACUGUUCCUGCGAUCGGUAGUGAUGUGUGCAUUCAGUUCCUACAUGUUUGGUUGGCACGUUCACGAGAAGGCAAUCUUAUUGAUUACAAUCCCAUUAACACCGUUAGCAAUGGUCAGCAAAUGGGACGCAAAGAUGUUUAAUAUGGUGUCAGUUAUCGGCAAUUAUUCAUUGUUCCCAUUGCUCUAUAAAGAAGCCGAAACUGUGACCAAAAUUUUAUUGCUUGUUAUUUAUUCUGUUUAUUCGUUUAAAAGUCUUGAAAUUCAUCACAAACUGACGGCCAAUAAGUUUGAAAACAAGUUUUUGUUGAGCUUUCCUUUAAUGAACUUUUUUGAAACUAUUUAUUUAAUGGGUUUAAUAGUUAUUCAAUCGAUUUACUUGUUUUGUCCGUUGUUUACUAUUUGCCAAAGAUAUCCAUUCGUGCCUUUAAUGACAACAUCUUUUUAUUGCAGUUUAGGUUUAAUUUAUUGUUUCAUUGAUUUUAUUAGAAAUUUACAUAUUAUUAGAGCAUAAAAAUGUGC